CUCGUAGCCUGGUCUGCAUUAUUGAACACCUGUGAGUUCUGACGAUUCAUCAAAAUAGCAUUGCUCGCUCCCUUAACGACCCAGACUCUGGCUGCCUCAGUCACGAGUCUUGAUUUCCUUGCAAAUGGUCCCAGUGCAUGCUUGACACCUCUAAGACAAAUCCCAUUUAUUUCGCACAGACGUCCAUUGGAGAACCAAAGACCCAGAUCGACAGUUGUCACUCGAAACCCAUCAUCAUGGCUGCUCUUCCCUACCGUCCCCAAACCCGUCGACACCACGACGUCCCUUCUCGGUCCAGUAUCAAUGACGAAUCUGCAGACGACUUCAGGCCCGUUCAGCAACAUCUCCCUCCAUGGCAACCAUCUCAACUUGGAGACUCGUCCACUGCCCUCCAUCCCGACGUCCUGCACAAGACCCAGACUCUAGGCUAUCCUAAUCACUCGGCCGGGCAUCCUGACACUCUUCUAUCUGCACCCCUCCCACGACCUCUCAACAGAGCUUCAAGUUUCGAGUCUUUAUCAACGUUACACCGCCAACAAGAGGCUGCGGCUUUGAGUCUCUACAGAGACUCGCCUAUAUCAGCGAUUGGGAGGCCCUUGGUCUCCGGCCCCGAUUUGACUUACGAACUACCCCAUCGGAGGCAGUCAUGGCAUACAGCCACCUUUGAACAGCAGGCGAGACAACAAAAGUUGAUCAAGAAGUCUCUGAAGAAGGAACAGAAGGACAGAGUUCGUGCUUUGAAAGAUGCUGAGAAGCAGCGCCGCGCUUUCCUCGUCGCCGAGGUCGCGGCUGCUCGCAGGACCCAUGGGGUUUCCCGCGCCAACUCAGAUCCAACAAAACCGAGGACUGCAAAAAUGUUUGCGGCGGACAUGGUCCAGAAAUUGAAUCUAAACCGCUCUCUCAGCCUGAAACGUCCCUUUCAGAAAGGUAACAGAAAUUCAGGCAAACAUGGAUCAAAGUCGAACUCAGUCCCCACCACACUCGAGCACUGCACCAACAAGGAGGAGGUGCGACAGUACUUCAACUCCUUACAGCCUCGGGCAGAGACAGCAGGACUCCCCGCCGAACUCCCCGCCGAACUGCCGCAAUAUACCAAAUUCCAGGACGAUACGUCAACACAGGACAACAAACCGUUGACUUUGGUCGAUGAUAUACCUAAGCCUACUUCAAGGACAACCCCUGCACACAAUCAAGAACAUCCUAAUCUCCAGACAACUCGAAGAACCACCACAAGAUGCAUGCGCUGUGACAAAUGUGACAAUCCUAUCCGCCAGAAUCAGGUUUACUACCAUUGUUCAAUUUGCAAUGAUGGCGACCGUAUGUUGUGCCAUUCUUGCGAUCGAGCUGGAGAAAGCUGUAGGCAUCCCCUUGCAGAGAUUGUCAGGAGCGUUUCGAAGGCGCAACCAAACUCUACGAGCGCCAGAGGACAAUCGGCCGUGCGACAGUCAUCGGCUUCCAGACGAAGCGGUCCGGACGCUGUUAUCGAAGCUUCCAGUUCGGCUGGAGUAUAUUCUACACAUCUUGAUAUGGUAGAAGACGAACACCAGAAGCCAGCACUCAAUCGAACCAAAGACCUUCGUGAAGAUAACGAAGAGCAUGAGCUUGAACUCCGUCGUCGUGAGCAAGACGUCGUGUAUCGAGAAAGAGACGUUGUGCUUCGCGAGCGGUCUGCAGCUCUCCGAGAACAACAGGCUUCGCUGCGCGAACAGGAGUCAGCAUUGUCAGCCAGACAACAGGCUUUCAAUCUGCAACUACAGGCCGCUCUAGCCCAAACGAUACCCGAGGCUGCGACCGGAGUUGGUGCUCAAUUCCCAGACUGGGAGUCAAGCUCAGCUGUUAGGAUGCACGCAAACAAACGGAAAUCCCGUGGGGCAAGCAACACCAUCACUCGUGAUUCUUCGUCCAGUUCAAAUCAAAAAUCCUCGCUUAGAGGAGUGCCGCCUCCGAACGACGAGGACGAAAAUGGACAAGAAGAAAAUGGAUCCGGUUCUCCCAAGAAGAUCAAACAGGACCCAGAUGCCUCUCUUUCACCGGAAAAAUUGUUUGCGUGCCCCUAUUGCAAAUAUGACAAGUCAAGGUAUUCUGAGGCAAACUUUCAAGAGAAACACUAUCGGGGCUGUGCAAGUGGCUUCUGGAAGGAUCCGUCGAGACUGAAGCAACAUCUCUAUCGUGUUCACUGUCGUCGAUUACAGUGUCCUCGUUGUUGGAGUAAGUUUGACAACAAGGAUGACCUGGAUCGACAUAUGUUGGAACCCACUGCCUGUCCCCUCGCGGAAUGCCCCUGUCCCGAAAAGUUUGGUGACGCAGAGUUCAUUGAAAUCCACCGCAAAAGACCUGCAAUGAGCUCUGAGGAUGUGUGGUUCACCAUUUAUGGCAUCUUAUUUCCAGGCCAGCCAUUACCGAGCAGUCCCUACGCCGAAAAGGACGAUGUUGCAACUCCUGCUGCCCCGACCCCUACAUCACCAGACUGGCGAGACACACUUGAAAACUUCCGCCAUCAACUUGAGGCCCGUCUUGAUCAACAAGCCACGCCAAUCGGCGAGGAUGUCCGCCAGGUCAUUCGAGACACCAUGCAAGAUAUGCUAAGGCAGCUGACACCCACGACUGGACCUUCUCCAGCCUUUUCAUACAGUGCGGCCCCUGUCUCUACCUCCGGUCGACGUAGCUCCAUAUCGCUGACUCCUUACUCCUCCACGCCGCCCUCUCCUGGGGAUGGGUUUGGAUUAGGGGCCGGCGACAUGAUGAAUAUCGAGCAAUUAGGCUCUCCGCAUACGGCUGCCUUCUCAGCACUACCUAUUUCGACUCUACAUGAAAAGGAGACCACGACCAUUGCCAACAACCCAUCCCUUUGGCCUCAUGAUCACCAAAACUUUAACGCGGUACUCCCAUCGAGCUCCACAAAACAUGAUGGGCCUACUGCAUCAAGCCACCGGGCGAGAGCACCCACAGGCCGACAGCCUCACUUCCUGAUUACAGACUUUGGACGUGCAGCUGCCAAGCCUGGCAUGGCCGGCCCAGAGGAUGAUCAGUGUAGUGAUGAAUGUCACAGCUGGAGUCAUGGUGAUGAGCUGGGCCUUGCAGUCCCGACAGGAGAGAACACAGACCGGAUAUGCCAAGCUUCACCAGCCAAUGAUGCCUGGAGCCAAAUGCCGUUCUGGUCCGUUUCCGCUUCGACCAAUUCUCUGGUGAAGUUUACGCAAGGAACAGACAUGGGCAGCGGCAAUUCUAUGUUACAGCCUCUUGAUGGUGUGGGUCAAGGGAAGGGCGCCCAAAGGGUGAAUCUUAAAUCAUCUCCGAAAAGGACAAGAAAACCCCAGUCACAACCAUUCGAUGGGGUCAAAGAUGCGCAGUCGAAUGCAACAGCCGCAGAAAUCACAUCUACAACGACUCCUGCAGAUAGCAUCACUUGCCCACCGAGACCGAAAGUGAGACUUAAUCACUCUACCACCGCGUCUCUCGACUCAGGGUAUGGGAGCAUGAGUCGUCGCGCUCAAAACACGUCAUCAAAGACUCGAAGUUUUGGACCAUCGAGAACAGAGGAAGCGGAUUUCGUCAUUCAAGACCCAGGAAUGAUUAAAUCUGACGAUAUCCCAAGUUUGCCCAGUCCCGUCUCUGACUCGGACAUGAACCUCGACGCACUGGAUAUUCCCUAUCAGCAGCAUCUCGGUGAGGGUCUAGACAUGGAACCGGACGAUUGUGGCAAUAUUGGUGGACAGUGGCUUUCUGAGUAUCCCAGUGCUCGACUGCCUGCUUUGACAAAUGAUCAUUGGAUGGAUCCUGUGUCCCCUAGCUAAUGGGGAUAUCCGUUCUCAAAUCUGGAGGGCACCAACUGGAUCAAGUAGUGAAGACCGGGUGCUCAUUGUGAGGACUGUUGAGUCUACCGCGUGCGGGGUUCCCUUGCAUCUGGGAGGGAGUCAUAGGUAACACCAGGUGUCCAUGCAGCAGGUGAAAUCCCGCAGAGGUUAUAAUCCUGGUAAUGAGGAACAGUCAUGGGCAGAAAUGUCUGGAACAAUACUAUCAAUCACGUGAUGGUUUCUUAAUGAGUUGUUAGUACCUCCAGCAUCUUAUGUAGACAGACUAAGUUAUUGUACUUCUUGUGGAAAUGGAAAAAGGACAUGACUUCAGCAC
Exophiala mesophila is the source of this 4128-nucleotide messenger RNA. RefSeq lists its product as uncharacterized. Lineage: Eukaryota; Fungi; Ascomycota; Eurotiomycetes; Chaetothyriales; Herpotrichiellaceae. The coding region runs from base 138 to 3794 and encodes 1218 amino acids. The record is from RefSeq and is a predicted model, not a curated record. The transcript has a single exon.